AUGUCAUUGGAAGAAGCUAAUGCAUUUUCUGCUCUCAACCAACUCAUCAUUCCGGUUAGUUGAAAACACUUUUUUUUUUGAAAAAUCAUCGAAAAAUUGUUCAGAAUUUCCAAAAUAAUGUUCUGCCAACACCAAAACUUCCAAAUGGUGAUAUUAAAAUGGAUGAUCAAGUGAUGCAACUUCUUCAAAAUUUACCACUUUUCAACAAUGUUCAACAAAUGCUUAUUCAAACAAAUCAAUUGCAAAAUGAGAAUAAUCUCGAAGUCGAAGCUGAAAAACCAUCUCCUUCAAAUGAUUCCGAUUCAUCAAGAAAUGCAAAUUCACCAAUGGAUAUUAAUAAUGACGAUUCGGUGAUGAAUGGAACAAUUGGAAAUCAAGAAAAUAUGUCAAAUAAUGGGUUAGUUUUUUUUAAAAGUUUUCUCGAAUUUCAAAAUGUGUUUUACAUUAAAAUUUUUGAAACAAAUAUUUGUAGAAAAUCUCAAUCUUCUCGAUCAGAUGGUUGGUUUGAAUGUUUCACAACAACUUCGAAAUCAGAAUACGAAGCCUUAAUUUAUUCAUUGUAUGUAAUUGAUAAAGAUGAUCGAAAAAUGGAUGGAUGGCAAUAUUUCGAAUGUUUGAAUCGACUUCAAAACAAAUGUCGUUUCAAAAUCCGCGUCAAAAAACAAGACGAAUUUUAUAUUGUAGAAGAGAAAUGUGGACAUAAUCAUGGAAUUGAACCAGUUGGACAAGCUGGAAGCCAUGCUGGAUUACCAAAAACACUUCGAGAAAUUGUUGACAAAUCAUUCAAUGAAAAUUGGUUGCAAGAAAUUAGAACAUCAAAAAUUGAUGAGGAAAUUCGACGACUUGGUUUGCCACCAAAUCCGAGACUUGGAAGACAAAUUGACAAUCGGGUGGCGUAUUUGAGAAGAGUUAAGAAUUUACAAGAAUCGAAACGAAUUCAAGAUCAAAUUUCUGGAGGAUCAACAAGUUCUGGUAACUCACUGUUUGACGCACAAAUGUUACAAUUAUUGGGAGCUAGUGGAGAUAACAAUUUUCCAUUGAUGGAAACUUUGAUGAGUCAACAAGCAGAACAAGCUAAUGAACAAGAUGAUGCUGAAAAUGAACAACAUGUUGAUGUCGAAAAUCAAGUUGAAACCAAAAUCAUGACUGAUCCAAGUAAAGUUCUCCAACAAUUAAUUGAACAACAAAAAGCGCAUCAAAACGAGCAAGCUGUUCAAUUCAUUCAACAAGUAAGUUAAUUUUAUUUCGAUAAAAAACUAAUUUCAUAAUUUUUUAUUCUUCUAGGCGAUUCCAAAUCUUGAAAUGAUGACUCCAAACAAUACUCAAUUCAACACUCCUUCCGAAUAA
Molecule: messenger RNA, 1347 nt
Organism: Caenorhabditis angaria
Lineage: Eukaryota; Metazoa; Nematoda; Chromadorea; Rhabditida; Rhabditidae
Source: the annotation of a GenBank genome assembly